AUGGGAGGAAGUCCUCCGGCGACAGGACGACUUGGCGGAUGCUCAGCCACACUCAAUGGCGUCAUGUACAUGGUGGGAGGAUCGCUGACCGGUUCGGUUGCGCCGCCUUUUGCCUCGGAUGUUUUAUCGCUGGAAAUUAGCACGGGCGUAUGGACGAACCACACUCUGGCCACGGCCGCCUCUCCGGUGCCUCGACAGGCGUGUGCUCUUGCUGCUGUCAACAUUGGCUCGGAUGUGGUGCUCUAUCUUCUGGGUGGCCGUGGCGAGUCGGCUGCCACACUCGAUGAUUUUUGGGCCUUCUCCGUCUCGGCUUCCUCGUGGUACCAGUUUGCCGCAUCGGCCUGGUCGGCCAUUCCCUCGCGCGGCGCGCCGGUCGCCGAUCACGCCAUGGUCGCCAUCGACGACGGCGGGACGACAAAGCUGGUCGUCAUCUUUGAUGCAGAGUUGUCGAGCCUCGACGUGUACACCAUCGGCAGCGCGUACAACGCCGAGGACGGCAGCUGGGCUCUGGUGCCCACUACAGGCACCGAGCCCAACCGCCCGGACUGCAGAGACAACGCCGGCGUUGUCUCGUGGGGCUCCUCACUCGCUGUCUUUGGCGGCCACUACCAAAAGUUCACCACCGGCGACGUGGCCACCACCAACGUGCUCGACGUUGCCACCUGGACCUGGUCUGCCCUCACCACUGCCGGCACCCCACCAUCGGCCAAGCGGUCGAUGAUGGUCGCCCCGCUCGGCGGUCUCUCGGCGCUGGGCAAGCGCAUCAUGCUGGUCUUUGCCGGAAACUCGGGCAACACCCUUGUCGACGAGCUCCACUCUCUGCACAUCGACGACGCCUCCGGCACCCCGACCUGGUACUCGGUGACGCCUGCCGGCGGCUCACUCCCGCCGCCGCAGGAACUUUCGCUGCUGGGCAUCGAUGCUGCCGGCGCCAAAGCCGUCAUCUACGGCGGCUCGCCAAGCUCAUCGGUCGUUUUUAGCUACGACGUCGGCCCUCGCAUCGCCACCGUUGCGCCCGAGGCCACGCUCGCCACCGGCGGGCACGUGGCGUACCCGUGCCCGAUCGCAUCCGCCAUCGGCACGCCGGUCACCUCGGCAACCUGCACCGUCACCGGCCCGAUUCCAUCCACCAUCUUCACUGCCGACGCAUACGUUGUCGCGCUCUCCGCAAGUGCCGGUCUCCCGCCCGUCUCGGGCUUGGUCACCUUUGAGGCAGUUCCUCAGCCGGCCAUCUUUGCCGUCGUCGACCCGUCCGACCUCGAUGCGGUUGUCACCGCCGGCACCACACCAACCGUCAACGUCACCGCCCGCGCCGGGCUCGACUUCCUGGCCCUCAACGCCGCCGACCUUGUUUCGAUCACCGUUGGCGGCGUGGCGUGUACCUCGGUCACCUUCCACUCGGCGACUUCAAUCACCUGCGCUGUCCCGGUCCUCACCGCUGCCAAGCACGCGGUCAUUGUCACCUCAGCGUCGGGUGGCGCGUCAGCCGCAAACGGCGCGCACCUAGUCGCCCUCCCGCCACCGGCCGUCACCUCACUCUCCAAGACCUCGGGCCCCCAGGCAGGCGGCGACUCGCUCACGCUCACCGGGACCUGGCUCGGCGGCUCGGGCGUGUCCAUCGCCUCGCUGCCGGGCGCCGCGCCAGCUGACAUUGUCGACAAUCCCACCGUCUCGGUCACCAUCGCCUCGGUCGCCUGCACUGUCACCGCGCAGUCAUCGACCGAGGUCACUUGCACCACAGGCGCAUUUGCCACCACCGGCGUGUUUGCGGUGACGGUCACCACCCGCAACGGCGGCACCGCCGCGUCGACCAUAUCCUACCGUGUCGUCGCUCCGCCGGCCGUCACCAGCGUCACUCCCUCGUCGGGUCCGCCGGGCACCCAGCUCCUUGUCGAGGGUACCUCGCUUGGCACCUCGCUCGCCGAUAUCCUUGUCGUCCGCGUCGGCUCGGCAGAGUGCCGCGUCACCUCGGUCCUCGGCUCGCCGGUCUCCGCCCUCAACUGCACGCUCGGCGAGGGCUCGGCCGGCGCCUACGACGUCGUCGUCACCACAACCUCGGGCGGCUCGGGCUCGUCAGCGGUCCAAUUUACGUAUGUGCCCGAUGAGACCGGCUCGGUCGUCCCGCCGCCACCGCCGCCCACCACCGACACCAUCCUCCCGCUGUGGAUGUUUGCCGUCCUCGCCGCCCUCUGCUGCCUGUGUAUCAUCAUCGGCCUCUGCCUUGCUCGUCGCAAGGCCCGCGAGGAGUCCGAGUACGAGUACAUCGAGUACUCUGAGGAGGUCAUUAAGCCUGCCACCUCGAUCCUCUCCGUUGAUGGCUCCUCCAUCCACAUUCCGACCGGCAUCCUCCCCGUCGCUGCUCCGCAAAAGGUCAUGCUCAAGAAGCGCGUUCGCCGUCCCAAGCUUCCCGCCGAUAUGCACUCCUCGUCUGAUCUGCGCGAGACCGACAUUUCCUCGGACGAGUACAUCUACGAAGGCGACGACGACGACUCGUCCAGCCUCGACGAUGACUCGUACGACCACACCGCGGCCUCGACCCGCCAGCCGUCCCGGCCGCGCCGCCGCCGCCGCUCGGUUCAAUCCGGCACGACCGCCUCCGCCUCUUGUAGUGGCCUGUUUGACGUCCCGCACCUCGCGCGCGCCGCCGUCGAGUGCGCCCGCAACGUGGCUGCUGCUGACGCCGACGCGGCGGCGCUCGACGGCCAUCUCUCGACGUCCAAGGUCGUCUCGCUCGGUUUUGUCCCGCGCGCUGUGGUCUACAACGCCUUCGUCCAGCCAUACAUAGCAAACCUGGCGACCUUUAUCGACGGCGAGUACGUUACCCUCCUCUACAACCUCUGCUCCCACCUCAAGCCGCAGGCCAGGCAGGCGUCGCGCAGCGUCGGCCGGUGA
This is a messenger RNA of Thecamonas trahens ATCC 50062, 2892 nucleotides long. RefSeq names its product D-protein. The record is from RefSeq and is a predicted model, not a curated record. Gene Ontology annotation, cellular component: cell cortex of cell tip. Lineage: Eukaryota; Apusomonadida; Apusomonadidae. Bases 1 to 2892 code for a protein of 963 amino acids. Gene Ontology annotation, molecular function: protein binding. The transcript has 3 exons.